GCAGCUCAAGGGGAGACUGGCUCCGAGUUCACCCGGAAAGCAUCCGAAUGAGCCCUGCUGGUUUCAUUGGCUGAGCCCCGAGGAAAACCCCAAGCUCGAGCCCGGAGCCCCAGCCUGCCUGGCUCCUUUCUUCACAUUCCCACCCCCCGCCACGUCCUAUGCCUGGCAUUCCACGCGACCCGAUCCAACUCAUAUUUAUUAAGCACCCACUGUCUACACCGCAUCGUGGCUAGAGGCACCGCAGGAAGAAAUGGCCCCACGCCGGAAAAACCAAUAGGAUAGCCACAGGGGCUAAGGACGGACCCGAGAGAGGAGCUGGCUACCUACGGUGGGGUAGUCUGGAGAGGAGCCCUCACCCUCACCCCGCGGGUCAUGAGAGUCCCAGGGAAGAGAUGGCCCCGAGGGGCGCACCAGGCCCGGCCUCCGCGGAGUCCGCCGCAGACCGGGCUGGGAGGGGAAAGCGUGACAGUCGCGGCGGCCGCGGACCUAGCGUCUCUGGCCCGGCGUCUCCGCUCCGCCGGACGCCGGCACCCCCUGCUGCCCCGCGCAGAGCGGGGCAGUGCCAGGAAGACCGCCCGGGCCCCUCCCCCAACCGUCCCCAUCCCCCGGACUCCGGAAAAGCGGUUACCUGGCGCGCGAGCGGGGGAGAGGACACGACCCAGAAGAGGAAGGUGAGAAGGCAAACGGUGGCCUCCGGCCCAGGGAGAUUCGGGAAAUUUGGGAGACUUGUUCCGCACUGGGUGACAGCUGUUCGCUGCGCACGCGCACCCGGACCCAGUCGCCCGAUGACUCCGCCGCUCCUCACCCUCCCGUCGAGGGGCAGGGAGACAGCGGCAAAGGCGCGCGCACAGCGCCAGCCGGCUCUCCCUGCGCGAGGGCGCGCGCGCCGUCACGUGACCGCGGGGCCCGGCACUUAGUGGGUCACGUGAACUUCCAAACAGCUUAAAGGUGCCAGGCACCUUCUUGCUUUGGGCUUAAUCUUUCGCACUCUUCUUAGCUUAGGCUCCCAUCGCGCUUCGUGUUUUCUGGAGACGGACAUGUCCCCUUUUGCCCAGAACGGGAAGACACUUGAGCAGAAGGAAGGAACAGGUGCACAGAACCUUGCCUGGAAGCGCCUACCGGGUUCCCUCAGGGCUGGACCUGAUGGAGUCCACGCGCCACACGUCGCCCUGGGUUCCGACGCGGGCCUAUGGCGGCCUCCGGAACGCGAACGUCAGAGUGGCGUUGCCCUGGGUGCGGCCUCGGAAUGCCCAGCCGAGCCUGGCUAGGAUGUCGCUGCUCGCUGCUGGGCAGCAAUGACAGCGUCAUACGGCCGGGGCUCCUGAGCCUCCAGACCGAAAUGGGAGAUCCCGAGUGAGCGAAGGGUGUGUGCCUGCCAACCCUUUAACAAGUAACUCAAGCGAGAAGCUGUGUUGUUAGCCGAGGGGAGCGAAACUGCCCUGUACUGCAGUCACCUACGCGGAACAAGUUCCGCCCCGCGCAGGUGUGCUCUUGAGUCCCGAGGCGACUCCAAUAGGAAUUCGGACGGGGGGGGGGUCUCUCAAAAACUUGGGGUGACAGCACUAUGGCCUGAAUUGUAGUAACAGGAAGUGCAGGUACCUCCGGACCCCUCAGAACGUACUUAAAUUAGCUUGCUACAACUUGUUAUUUCUGCGCUGUACCUCUGUCUUCCAAGGUGUCAGAAAGAACCACACAGACCUUACUUAACUAAGGUCUUUGUACUACCAAAGACAGAUGGCUGAGCACCAGGUGUUUUGCAAAGCUGAACAAUUUUUUUAACUUCCUGUAGAGUUCCCAGCUGGGUCCUUUGUGACGUUUCCCCUAACGUCUUCUCAGCGAAGAAAGAUUGGGCAGAACCUUACACUUCUGAGCACACUCGGGCUGUCUCAUAUUCUGAGUUUUCUACUACAAUCCACUGAUUUCUGUUUUUUUUAAUAUCUAAACAGGUCCACUUACCGCACCCUGGGAGUCUUUUCUCCCUGGAAGGAGCAUUGCGAGGACAGAUGAAAUAUGGGUGAUUAAGUAAAGCUAAUGGAAUUACUGGGUCACCACACUUCAUAAGUCAUUAAAUUAGAAUUAUUACCCACAUAGGUACACGAUUGAACUUACUAAUAUGUAAACUCAACUGGGACUUUUCCAAAUGUGUAUACUAUGAGGAUUCCCAACCCUCCUUACAAGUCAAUCGGAUAUGCUAAAACAAUAAACGUAUAACAACAUUCAUUUAGGGCUUACUGUGAACUUGACACUGUUUUAAGAGCCUCACAUAUAUUAACGAAAUUAAUCCUUAUAAUCAUUCAAUGAAUAGGUAUGAUUAUUACCUCCUUGUUACAGAUAUGAAAACCGAAGUAUUGAGAUUAAGAAAUAUGUCAACUACUGAGAAUCCGCCUGCCGAUGCUGGGGACACGGGUUCGUGCCCCGGUCCGGGAAGAUCCCACAUGCCGCGGAGCGGCUGGGCCCGUGAGCCAUGGCCGCUGAGCCUGCGCGUCCGGAGCCUGUGCUCCGCAAUGGGAGAGGCCACAACAGUGAGAGGCCCGCAUACCGCAAAAAAAGAAAACAAAAAUUAAAAAAAAAACAGAAAAAAAAAAAAAGGAAAUAUGUCAACUACUAAACACCAGGGUCCUUGGAAGCCAUAUGCUGUAUUAGACGAGGAACCUAGUACACCAAAGCUAAAAGUCUGGAAACCUGAAUUCCAAUCCACUCACAAUUUGUAGACACACAAUAUUGCACAAAUAACGUUUGUCGAACACAGUAAAUCGAGUCUCAGUUUUUUUAAUCUGAAAAAUGAGGGUGACAUAUCAGUUUUGCUGACUUUGAGCAUUUUUGAACAUUAAAGAAGAUACUGUACAAUGUCAAAACACUUCAAAAGCUGUAAAGCACUGUGUGAAUCUAUUAAGCACUUCACAGUUUUGGAAAUUGAAGUGAGCCUAUUAGAAGAUCAACUGGAUUCAUGUCACAGAAAAUGUUGUGUCCCUAAUGUAUUGAAAUAUCUCUGUUGUAAAUUACAAUGCAAAUUAACAUUUUAGCCAUGUAGUAAAUUAUUUACGUCCAAUUAAAAAUGCCAGUUGUAAUAAGAUGGAGGCUGUAUAAUGGAUACAUAGAUUUUCCUUGAAGCUUAUGUUAUGUGAACUACUGUUCACCUCAGAGACAAUACUUAUAAAUUUCUUAAGAUAUGUAUAACGCAGCAAAUUGAUAAAUUGAUACACUACUAAAUAAUAUAGUCUAAUUUUGAAUAUAUUGAAGUCCAUUAGACUUUUGCAAAUAUAAAUAAAUAAUAGUAAUACUCAUUAAUGUUUCCAUUUAUCAUUAUCACAUAUGUAUGUUACUUCUACAGGUAUAAUACAAACUAACCAAUAACUAGAUGUUUAGAUGAUUUUUUUAAAGUGUCAUAGUUAAUAUGAUAGUGAGUACCUAAUAAAAUUAGAAAUCUUGGUACCUGUU
Messenger RNA from Orcinus orca (killer whale), 3438 nucleotides. Its product is annotated as atherin-like. The coding region runs from base 393 to 917 and encodes 174 amino acids. The transcript is spliced from 2 exons. NCBI's taxonomy places the organism in Eukaryota, Metazoa, Chordata, Mammalia, Artiodactyla, Delphinidae. The record is from RefSeq and is a predicted model, not a curated record.